Molecule: messenger RNA, 2530 nt
Organism: Biomphalaria glabrata
Lineage: Eukaryota; Metazoa; Mollusca; Gastropoda; Planorbidae
Exons: 17
Coding region: 362-2380 (672 amino acids)
Biological process (GO): proteolysis
Molecular function (GO): metalloendopeptidase activity
Source: RefSeq, a predicted model, not a curated record
UUUCACAGUGUCCAGUGAGAAGCCUUCUGAUGAUGUGGCAGGUCUUCAGCAGUACCGCCCUCUGAUAGGCAACGAGAAUCUUCUUAGGGAUGGCAACUGUGAGGCCUACACUGUUCAGGGACGUCUCUUAGAUUGUGUGCACAUUUCGUCAGAGAAGCGGAAGACUUACUCAAACCUGGAGCCUGGGAAGAUUGCCCUGUCUCGAGGAGCAACAUCCUUGUAUUAGGAGGCCUAUAGAAAGCUUAUUCUUGUUUGAAACAAAAUCAUGACCACUAUGUAACGAUGGCAGGUGUGGCAAACGUGGAAGAGUUAUCUGAAAGUUCAGUUAAAAAUAAAUCCAAGUGACAUCAUCGACAAGAGGAUGCCCAGUGUUAUCAACGUGACAUUAACUUCAGACACCAAUACAUCAACUGAGUUAGAACUGAGUCGUGUUGAGCAUAUCAACAGUAAUUUACCAAUUUACACCAUAGAGGGUGAACAGAUUACUAAACAUAAUGUCGAGGAAGACGAGUUUGUUGCAUUUUACCAAGACACAAACCACCAGGCUGUCAUUCAUCUCGUUCGACAAAAUGUUACAGAUGCUCCGGACGAUUUUAUUAUAAAGAGAGGAGAGUACGUCGACAAUAACAUCAGAUACUCUAUUCAACCAAAUACCAGAGUCAAAAGGGAGGCCAACCAGCUUGACAGUACAGAUCAAAGCUAUGAAGUAAAACCGGUUUUAACUCCCUUGGCAACAAUGACAGACUAUGUUCUCCCUCCCCAGAGCGCCUAUGCUAGAACUGUCCAGUACACAAGCAGAAGAUCCAAUGAUAGCAGGACUCUGGAUCGAAGAAAACGCCAGUCAGUCUCCACCUACUACAUUGACAUAACAGCCUUUGUGGAGUUCAACAAUUAUAAAAUAUUCCUAAAUCAAGCUUCCAAUGACGAAGUAGUGGCUCUGAAGAAAGUGCAAGAAUAUUACGCUUUUAUUUUCACUGGGAUGGACCUUGUAUAUCAGAACUUUGAGGCCAGCAACAUUCGUUUGAGAAUCAAACUAACGAAAAUUAUUAUUUUUAAGAAUACUACGUCCUUUCAGUUGACCUAUAUGUCCACUGAUAUCAGCAGAGUGGACACUGAUGCAGUCUUAACAAGUUUAAAAACAUUCCUCGCUUCCAGCUCUGGGAGAGAUUUAAGUUUCCCAUACGAUCACGCCAUGCUGUUUGUUGGAGCUGAUCUCUGGAAAAGUAAUAUCGACAUCCUAGGAUUAGCUUGGCUGGAUACAAUAUGUUUAACUGAUGGUUACAGCUCGUCGGUCAUAGAAGAUUACGGAUAUUACUCCUCUUACUUAACAGCGGCGCAUGAGCUAGGACACAGCUUGUCAGCCAACCACGACGGUGAUGGUAACGCUUGCUCGUAUUCAGACCACUUCCUGAUGGCCUCCUCCAGGUCUGCUACUAAUGAGACCACCAAGAGAAAUCCCUGGAUGUUUUCUGAUUGUACCAAGAGCUACUUCACGUCUUGUAUCAAUACACUACUGGACACUACGUCUGGACGAACAUGUUUAUCUAACACACUAUCUGUUGUUGGGGACAUCCCAGAUGUCAGCAGCCGUCUGCUUGGUCAGGAGAUUCCAGCUGACAAACAAUGCCAGAUGAGAUACGGGACUGGGUCUAGUGAUUGCAAGGUACGUAAGACGUGGGCAGAGAUAUGUCAACUUUUAUACUGUCUCGAUCCAUCCACAUCGACCAAAUGUUAUGGAGUAAUAGCUUUGUCAGGGACAAGCUGUGGGUCCAAUUUGGUGUGUUAUCAAGGUGACUGUGUAAACAAUACUGUAACAGAUAUUUGGACCAACUGUACAGCGUCCAUGUGUCUGGACACACUCUCAAGCACGCACUGUCCACAGACAUGUAAUUACUCAACAUUCUCAACGGCAUCCACGUCCACUUUUUCUCCAUCAGAAACUACAUCCACGAAAACCUCAGUUGUACUGACAGCCAGCACGACAUACGCAUCAACGGUCAAAAUCUCUUCCAAAGCCUCAACACUGACCUAUACAACGUCUAAUUCUUCGGAAUAUGUGUUUCAGACGACAGCCGCAGUAUGUUAUGACAAUACAUCUUUUACCUACUAUGGCUUACACUGUCAAGGUCUUAUGCGGAGGUCGGAAAAUCUUUGCUACAAUGAAAUAAUAGAAACGUCAUGCUGUGAGUCUUGUUCUCUGCGAGCAACCUCAAUUGCAGGCUGUGAAUAUGGGGAUCGAGAUACAAAUUUCUGCCGGUCUAUAACCCCAUGUAGGGGUAACACCUACCAGUGCUGCUUAACCUGUAACAUUGCCUAUACAUCUGAUGUACACAGUAUUUUAUUGAUUUUUAUAUAUCUCACUCAACAAAUCAUUGUUUAGAAAAUGGUAAAUUAUUGUUUGCAUACUGAUUGUGCAAUGUUUUGAUAAUUUAAACAACGAAUUUAUUUUUUGACAGACAUUUAUUAUAUUUUACUUGUUGGAUUAAUGUUUUCUUAUGUAAAUAAAAGGACUGUGAUACAAACUUUAAAA